UAAAAAAGAGAGAGUGUGAGAGAGAGAAACAAAAAGUGGAGUCUUUUUUCAUCAUCAAACGAGAGACCCACUUCAAUGUCGCUGCAGAAUCACUGGUGUUAGUGGUGGGUUACAGAGGAAGAAGAAGAAGAAGAUAAAUAAAGGCGUAAGCUUUUUUCAAAACCUUCACCAAAUAAAGGGCUUUCUUAGAUAAGUGAGAAGCAUACCCAAAUUUUUUUCUUCUCUUCUCUCUCUCUCUCUCUCUCUCUCUCUCUUUCUUCUUGUUGGCUUUAGACUUAUGGGUAAGAAAAAGAUGGUCGCUGCGGCGCAUUUUAGCAAGGAGAGGGUUUUUAGAGUGUUUCUGGUUUGGUUCUGCUUUUGGGGAUUGCUCUCUCUAACGUGCGCUGGGAGGCUCAGUGCGUCAAGGCAGAAUUUCGAAGUGCACAAGCACUUGAGACGAUUGAAUAAACCAGCUGUUAAAAGCAUUCAGAGUCCAGAUGGUGACAUAAUAGACUGUGUUCACAUAUCCAAGCAACCAGCUUUUGAUCAUCCUUUCCUCAAAGAUCACAAGAUUCAGAUGAAUCCUAGUUCCGUCCCAGAAUGGAUGUUUGAAGAGAACAAAGUGUCUGAGAAACCAAAAGAGAGAAUCAAUCCAGUCACUCAGUUAUGGCACCGGAGUGGAGUGUGUUCUGAAGGGACAAUACCAGUGAGGAGGACAAAGAGAGAGGAUGUUUUGAGGGCAAGUUCUGUAAAAAGAUAUGGGAAGAAGAAGCACCGUACAGUUCCUCUGCCGAGAUCUGCUGAUCCUGAUCUCAUCAACCAAAGUGGUCAUCAGCACGCUAUAGCUUAUGUGGAAGGAGGCAAGUUUUACGGGGCUAAGGCGACCAUAAAUGUUUGGGAACCAAAAGUACAAAGCCCAAACGAGUUCAGCUUGUCUCAGCUAUGGAUUCUUGGAGGUGCUUUCGGUCAAGAUCUCAACAGCAUUGAAGCUGGUUGGCAGGUCAGUCCGGAUUUAUAUGGGGAUAACAACACAAGGCUAUUCACAUACUGGACGAGCGAUGCUUAUCAAGCUACUGGCUGCUACAAUCUUCUUUGUUCGGGUUUUAUACAGAUCAACAGCCAAAUAGCAAUGGGAGCCAGUAUUUCUCCGGUAUCUGGCUUCCAUAACCCGCAAUACGAUAUCAGCAUUACCAUUUGGAAGGAUCCAAAGGAAGGGCACUGGUGGAUGCAGUUUGGGAACGGGUAUGUGUUGGGAUACUGGCCAAGCUUUCUAUUCUCAUACUUAGCGGAUAGUGCAUCGAUAGUAGAAUGGGGAGGAGAAGUAGUGAACAUGGAAGAAGACGGUCACCACACAACCACGCAAAUGGGAAGCGGUCAAUUUCCGGGUGAAGGGUUCACGAAAGCGAGUUACUUUCGGAAUAUUCAAGUGGUCGAUAGCUCCAAUAAUCUGAAAGAACCAAAAGAGCUCAACACUUUCACUGAGAAAUCGAAUUGCUAUGAUGUUGAAGUUAAUAAGAAUGAUGAUUGGGGACAUUACUUUUACUAUGGAGGUCCUGGAAGAAACCCUAAGUGUCAGUAGAGGAUGAACAGAAGAAAGAAGAUGAUGAAGAAGAAAGAUGUAGAGGAACACUGUACUGAUUUUUUUACUUAUGUUAAGUGAAGUGUGAAAAUAUCGUUUUUUGCUGAUUUUCUUUCACUUUAUUAUAUGUUUUUUCUUCUGGACAUUGUUUUGUUUUGUGAUUUCUAGGAUUGGUUAGGUUUUAGUUUUGGUUUUGGGUUUUUAUUUGUCUCUUUGGGUUGUAACUUGUAAGAGAACAAAUUUUGUCUGUAGUUUGGAAGUGUGAAAGAGAGAAUUUUGUAAUCUCUCUCUUGUUUUGUAACCUUAAAGAUAAAGGUUUCGGACCUUUGAAUUGCGUUGGAGUCUUUUCUCCGUUGCAUUUGCCUAUGAAUUAUG
Eutrema salsugineum is the source of this 1933-nucleotide messenger RNA. RefSeq lists its product as uncharacterized. The coding region runs from base 278 to 1558 and encodes 426 amino acids. The record is from RefSeq and is a predicted model, not a curated record. NCBI's taxonomy places the organism in Eukaryota, Viridiplantae, Streptophyta, Magnoliopsida, Brassicales, Brassicaceae. The transcript has 7 exons.